Messenger RNA from Schistosoma curassoni, 4332 nucleotides. The record is from the annotation of a GenBank genome assembly. Lineage: Eukaryota; Metazoa; Platyhelminthes; Trematoda; Strigeidida; Schistosomatidae.
AUGAUUUUGGCUCCAGACAAGGUUGAAAAACAAUUCAACCAACAAAUAGGACAAGGAUAUAAAUCAAAAUAUUUAUGUACUAUUACUAUAACAAAACAACGAACUUGUCAAACACGUAAAACAAAUUUUAUUAGUAAUCAAAAAAUUUCACAUUCUAAAUUGUUUCUAUGUCAAUUAUUUAGUGUUUUUAUAUUAUCAAUUAUCAAUAUUGAUUGUACAAUUGUAGUACGUUUAGAAAUGCAUGAAGAACAACAACAAAAUACAACACUUAUUGGAGUAUUAAUCAAAUAUAUUCCUAAUUAUAUUAUUGCAGAACAUAAACAUUUGUUAUUUAGACCAAUUAAUAAAGAUCAUGCAUAUUUAUUUCAUGUAACACCAGAAGAUGGUAGAAUCUAUGUAAUAAAACGAAUUGAUCGUGAAGAAUUAUGUCCAUACAAUGAAUUCAAUUAUCAUCAACAUCAUUUUGUAGAAAUAUCAUCUAAUGUACAAAUUCAACAACAAUCUACAUUAAAUAUGUACAAUGCUUCAUAUUCACAUGAUUGUCGAUUAACAUUUGGUGUAAGUUUAAUUAAAAUAAUAAAUAAUAUAAUAGAUAUCAUUGAGGUAAUUCGUGUUCAUAUAACUGUAAAUGAUAUUGAUGAUAAUUACUGUACAUUUACACCUGAUUCUAAACAGACUAUUUACUUACCUGAAGAUAUUAAACCUCAUUCUCAUAUUAACAUACCACUACAUCAACCUUUGGAUCUUGAUGCUCAUCCAAAUCAUACUGUCAGUUCCGAUAAAAUAUUUCUAUACACAAAAAAUGAAACUACUGAAAUAAAUCAAUCAGCAGUAUUUCAACCACGUGAACUUGAUUUACCAUUUAACUUAAUCAUCCUACCAACUGGAUCACUGAUUAAACCAUAUUUAUUAAAUCUUUAUAUAACAAAAGCACUAGAUUAUGAAACGUUAGCUGAAUAUCAUUUGAUAAUUGAAGCAAACAGUAAGUAUGGUAAGUCUAGUCAAAGAUGCUACCUUGAAUUGACUAUCAUGGUGCAAGAUAGAAAUGAUUAUAAGCCAUAUUUUACAACGAAUUAUACUGAAAUUAACAUCGCUGAAAAUUUCAAUACAGCGCUACCAAUAUACACAUUUUCAGCGAUUGAUUUAGACUUGGGAGAUGUAUACAGCAAAAUAAUUUACGAACUAGAUUCCAAAGCGCCAGAUUUAAUUAAAACAACCUUUUUCAUAAAUCCUAAUAAUGGUUCUGUAUAUCUUAAAAAUAAACUAAAUCACAGAUCACGUUCAAUUUAUACUAUUCCAAUUAUCGCAAGAAAUCCUUACAGUUACGAAGUGAAUGUUUCAAAAGAGUCAAUUAAAAGUCAAUCAAAUGAAGAUAACUCCAUUUCCUUCAGUCCAAAACAAAUUGAAACAGAUUCUUUUUCAACUGCAAAGUUGAUUGUAAAGGUUAUCGAUGUUAACGAUAACUCCCCUGUAAUAACAUUCCAAUCACUUGAUGGGAAUACAACAUUAAGUAUACCCGAACAUUCAAAGAAUUUACCAUUAGAUUUUGCUAUCAUUUCGGUAACCGAUGAUGAUGACGGUUUGAAUGGCAGGAUCUCAUGUUUUCUCAAAGAAAAGUACAGGGACCAGUUUAAAUUAACAUCAAUAAUUACUAACAGUAAUAUUGAGACAUUGUCUAGUGUUGCUAGUAGCGGCAUAUCUAAAAACCAUGGUGGUGAAAUGCAACUUGAAAAAAAAAUGUGGUCGCAAUCAGAAAUGAUUUAUAAACUUUCUGCAACCGUGUCGUUUGAUCGUGAACAGAUUGAUUUUAUUAAGUUGAUAGUCGAAUGCCAUGACCAUGGAAAACCAUCUCUAAUGUCAAGUAAAAUAAUACACGUUGAAAUUACUGAUAAAAAUGACCAUAAACCUAUGUUUAAUUCCAGUGAAUUACAGUUAGCAAUAAUGGAAGACAGCGAUCCAAAAAGGAAACAGAUGCAUUAUGAAGUUAUAAAACUUUUAGCUACGGAUAAUGAUACUGGGAUAAACGCUAUGAUAAAGUAUUACAUAGUAGAUGACCGUACAAUUGCUAAUCACUUCCACAUUAAUGAAUUAACUGGGCUUAUUCAAUCCAAGGGUAACUUGGAUCGAGAAAUAUGUGAUCGCUAUGAAUUUACUGUUGUUGCACGAGACUGUGGUCUACCAGCUUUAUCGAAUUCAAUCAAUAUUGAGAUUAUCAUACGUGAUUACAAUGAUGAACAGCCUACGUUCGCAAAACAAGUAUAUGAAUUUCAUAUGACUGAAAACAAUCCACCAAAUCAAUAUAUUGGAAGUAUUACUUGUUCAGAUAAUGAUCUAGGCAGUAAUGGGUUAAUUCACUUCGAAAUUGAAUCAAUGCCUUAUAAUAAAUACACUCAUCAUGGUAGCGAGUUGUCGUUACCUAUAUCUUCAUUGUCGAAAGCAACGAAUUCAGCAAAUGGAAAUCUAGUUAAUAUAUCAACUAAAUUGCAUUUACCAUUUGAGUUACUUAGUUAUUACGACACACAAAAAGGUAUUUACUUAGUAAAGAUAUAUACGAAGAGUAAAAUUGACCGCGAAAAGUUAAAAGAAAUUUCAGAAAUACGAAAAUCAUCUACAUCCUCAUCUCAAUCCUCGUUAUCAUCUACAUUAUCACACAAAUCUUAUGGAAUGAAAACUAAAACUUCAAAAGUGAUUGAUAGGACAGACAUUGUUGUAUAUAAAUUUUGGAUUGUAGGUGAAGAUCAAGGUCAACCUCAACAACGUGGACGUUCAUUAAUACACAUUAUUGUCGAAGAUGAAAAUGAUAAUGAACCAUAUUUUAUCUUACCAAAACAAGAUCACACUUUUAUUGAACUCUCAUACUUAGAAAUAAUACGAUAUCCGAUUAUUAAAUUACAUGCAAUUGAUAACGACGCAGGUAUAAAUGGCACUGUCAGGUAUGAAAUACAUCAGGUAACACGAGAAGUUAUAAAGAACAAUAACGUUAAUGAUCAAAUGAAAACUAUAAAAGAUUCAUUUGCAAUGAACCAAUCGGUUAAAAAUUAUGAAUUCCUAAAAAAUUCUUUAUUUUCAUUAAAUCCAUUGAAUGGUUUAUUACGUUUAAAUACACAGUUUUCUCUAUCAGAUCUAAACAAAACAAUAAAUAUUCAGAUAAGAGCUUAUGAUUUAGGUAUACCUAUAUCAAAAUAUUCCUACAUAACAAUUCACAUUAAGCCAGUAAACAUCACACCAUCAGAAACAAAAGGUAGUUUUGAUUACGAAUUGGAUGAUGAUUACGAUAUGGAUCAUAUGGAAAAUUGGGAAGGUAAUCAUCUUACCUAUUCAAAAUGGAGUAAUCAUAACCGUUUUUCUUUAAAUAAUUACAUAAUCUUGUCUACAGUGGUGGUAUCAAUACUACUAUCAAUUAUUUUAAUGUGUUCUGUAGCUUGUAUUAUUAAAUAUAGAAAACUUAAAAACAAUUCAGUAAUCCACAAUUCAAAAGAUACUAACGAACUCAAUGAAAUCAAAGGAGAUUAUUCUUUCAAUGAGGAAGGAUUUCAGAAUAUAAAAAUGAGUCCGAUUAGAACGAAACUUAUGCACGAUGACAAUAUUCAUAAUAUUGAUUCAUUAUUACCCAACUUAAUAAGUGAUAUCCCAAAUAAUUCAAUUACACCUUGUGACAUUACGCCUACAGUAAAUUAUGCAACAUUACAAUAUAAUACAUCACUUUCCCAAUAUGUAAAUAAUUAUUAUGAAACAGCGAAUUCCUCACUUUCUUAUUCCUCAACUACACAAGCUACUGUUCUUCCACAACCUUUAAUUGUACGUUUAGAGCCCAUUUCUACAAAUUUUUUAACUAAUAAUUGUGUACAACCAAUAAGCAUAUUGUAUUCUACAAAUUCUAAAGAACAAAUUAAUUUGAAUCCAGUAAAUCCUUUUACUUCUACAUGUUAUCCAUCCACAUCAAAUACUAAUCGUUCCAGUAAUGAUGAUAAAUUUAUUGAUGUAACUAAUGAAAAGUUUGAAGAUCUACAUGUAGUCUAUGACCAAGCUUCAAAACGAAAUAGUCUCACAUCGCUUGGUCAAGAUAGUGGAAAUGGUGACAGUCUUGAAACAACAACUAUGUCUUUUAUUCCUAUAACACAAUCGAUUUGGUUAAAUAGUGCAAUGAAUGAUAUUUAUGACAAACAACCAGUCAAUUUAUCUUUAGUUCAUGUAUAUACUCCAUUAUCUAGUGUUAAAGAAAUCGACUGUAGUAACGUAAAUAAUAAUAAUAAUAGUAAUUCCAAUAGCUUAACGAUCACCACCUCUAUAGCUACUACUACACCUGAGUACACCGUAAAGUAUAUGCAUUGA